This is a messenger RNA of Dreissena polymorpha, 1695 nucleotides long. RefSeq lists its product as uncharacterized. The transcript has 3 exons. Gene Ontology annotation, molecular function: chitin binding. NCBI's taxonomy places the organism in Eukaryota, Metazoa, Mollusca, Bivalvia, Myida, Dreissenidae. Gene Ontology annotation, cellular component: extracellular region. The record is from RefSeq and is a predicted model, not a curated record. Bases 145 to 933 code for a protein of 262 amino acids.
UAUAAAAGCCCCCGGCGUUUGCAAAUCGCGAUCAAUCAAGCUGCAUCUCUCAAGCAUACCUAACGAAAUAGUGAUAUAGGGAUAAACGAGUUGAACAGGAAGACAUUUUAAUUUUACGAACUUCAAAUAAUUAUUAUAUUAACAAUGCCGUAUGAGUAUACGUGUAUCUCGGUAUUUCUGAGUGUGGCAGUGCUAAUAAGCGCGGCAUUCGCCAAUAAUCUGCAGUGCAACACGAAUGGCGACUACCAAAUCAUCCCUAAGGCAGACUGCAUGGGUUUCUACAUAUGCGUUUGGGGGUCGCCCGUCGAGAUGCCGCCUUGUCCCGCAGGCACCAGGUUCAGCGCAACUGUUAACGCAUGCGUUCACAAAGGCAGCGACUUAGACGACUGCAUUCCGGAUAGUGGAGUGACGGCGACUCCGGUGACAACUACCGGUCCGCUAUCUGUCGAAGAACGUUGCGCCAUGUUUGGCGGCAUCAUCGCCCACCCCACGGAGUGUCAGGCGUACUACAAUUGUAGCGUGUGGUACCAGUACAUACCUCGUUUGCUGGAGCAACACAUGGUCGAGUGUCCAUACCCACAGCUCUUCAACGCGGAUUCGGAGCAGUGUGAACAUUUUGAAAACGUGACUUGUGGAUCUAGGAAAGAAUUUAAAGACGCUUGCGACUACAGACAGAAUCAAUGUGCGGCAGCCCACUGUAUUCCUUGCAAUGUCCGGUUCGGCAACUGCGUUGGAAAACCCGACGGCCUUGCCCCGCACGAGGCGAAACUGUGGAGUCCUUUCUAUGUCGUCUGCUAUAAAGAACGCGCCGUUGAGCACAACAGGUGCCCACAAGACGCUGGCGGCCGGACGCAGUUAUUCCAUCCGGUAUUGAUUCAAUGUGUUCCUCUGGAGAUGAUCCCGCAAAAGUACGGAGGUUCGAUGCCCGCGUAAUACACAUACAUUACAUUCGGUGGAUAAAGUUAAAAACACGUUUCAAGUUUAUUUCGUAGAAACGCAAAUUUAAAACAAUAAUGUUCAUAAUGAGGAUAUACCCCGAAUAUCUUGUUUAAAGUUAUCUCUAUUUUUACAAUCAUUUUUAUUAAGAUUUAAAUAUAUAUACGAUCAUAACAUUUUCCUUCACAGCUAGUGUUUGAACUUAAAAUUGGCGUCAUAUUAAUACGUCAUCAUAGCACAAAACUGCCCCAAUUAUUAUUCGUUUUAAUUUAAUUCCAUCUGUAUACCAUUUUAAAAAGCGCGUUAUGUAAGAAAGCGAUGUCAGAAAGAUGAAGUGUUGUUAUGUUUGCAUAUACACAUGCAUCUUGAUAAUAAACAAAAUAAAUAAACCAAUUUCUUGUAAUACUCAUAAAACGCCCCAAAAGUUCUUUUUUAUUUUUUACAAUAUAUUUAUACUAUUGUUCUGUCCCUAUUUAUGUCUGUUUAUGUUUCCGUUUUGUUCGAUAAGUAAGAUAAUGUUGUAUUUUGAUACUUGAUGCCACUCGUUAAAAAUAAGUGUUGGGCACCAUGUUCGUUGUAUCAACUUACUUAUUAACAUUCGUGCACGACAUUAUGUGAAAGGACCUUUCCGGUUACAAUAUCUACACAUUAAAAUGCUAUUCUCAAUAAUGUAUAGUGAUGAACAAAGUGCUUUGCUAGCCUAUUUAAGAGACAAGCUAAUUCAUGUUAUACAACAUAGCAAUAAAACGAAAAAUAAUA